Messenger RNA from Aureobasidium pullulans EXF-150, 1712 nucleotides. RefSeq names its product amino acid permease. Gene Ontology annotation, molecular function: transmembrane transporter activity. Gene Ontology annotation, cellular component: membrane. Gene Ontology annotation, biological process: transmembrane transport; amino acid transport. Bases 72 to 1652 code for a protein of 526 amino acids. NCBI's taxonomy places the organism in Eukaryota, Fungi, Ascomycota, Dothideomycetes, Dothideales, Saccotheciaceae. The transcript has 2 exons. The record is from RefSeq and is a predicted model, not a curated record.
UUCUCGCGUUGUUGGAGCCAAAAGAGCUGGAGAAACACAAAGGAUAAACAGCAACAACAAUCUCCAUCACCAUGACUGGCGGCGGCAUCUCGGACGAUGCCCGUCAACUCGCGGCUUUGGGUCAUACCCAGGAAUUAAAACGGACCUUUUCCCCGCUGGCUAUGCUCGGCUUAGCAUUCGCCAUCUUAAACUCAUGGACAGCAUUGGCUACCUCGCUAUCACUGGCCUUGCCUAGCGGUGGACCGACAUCCGUUCUCUGGGGAUUGAUCACAGCAGGCAUCUGCAACCUAUGUCUUGCAGCAAGUCUGGCAGAGUUCCUCAGUGCGUACCCAUCGGCAGGUGGUCAGUACCACUGGGCUGCUAUGCUCUGUCCUAACAGUCGCAUGAUCUCGUGGAUUACCGGAUGGAUCAAUGUCGGUGGAUGGAUGGCCUUGACUGCCACUGGCGGCUUGCUCGGGUCGCAACUUAUAUUGGGCAUCAUCUCGUUGAUGAGCCCUUCGUACGACCCUAAGAGCUGGCAUCAAUUCUUGAUUUACAUUGGGUACAACGUUUUUGCAUUCUGCUUGAACGCUUUCGCCAACAGAAUCAUUCCUCACAUCGACAGAGGUGCCAUUAUUUGGUCAAUCACUGGAUUCGUCGUGGUGUCUAUCACUAUUCUGGCCUGCGCUUCUCCCAACUACAGCUCUGCUGAAUUCGUCUUUGGUGAAUUCAUCAAUGAGACUGGCUGGCCUGACGGUGUUGCUUGGUUGUUGGGCUUGCUCCAGGGUGGCUUCGGACUUACCGGCUACGAUGCUGUCGCACACAUGAUUGAAGAGAUUCCAAACCCGAGAAAGACAGGACCCUUUGUCAUGAUCACCUGCGUUGCCAUUGGUACUUUCACCGGUUUCAUUUUCUUGAUGUGCCUUCUCUUCGUCGCUGGCAACAUCGACGAUGUCAUUGCCUCACCUGCUGGACCUCUUCUCCAAAUCUUGUACAACGCCACAAGCUCGCGCGCCGGAGCCAUCUGCCUCCUCAUGUUCCCCCUGGUCUGCACAGUCUUUGCGACAAUCGCCAUUAUGACUACUAGCAGUCGUAUGGCGUGGGCUUUCGCAAGAGACAGAGGUCUUCCUGCGUCAAAGUUCUUCAGCAAGGUCCACAAGGGUCUUGAUGUACCUGUGAAUGCGCUUGCCCUUACUUUGGCUCUUGUCAUCAUUUUUGGAUGUGUCUUCCUCGGAUCCUCGAGCGCUUUCAACGCCAUUACCAGUGCUUCAGUCGUAGCCUUGAGCAUUACGUAUGGUAUCCCAAUUGCUCUGAACGUCUUGCAGGGGCGUAAAGGACUACCAGCAGACCGCGCAUUCAUCCUGCCCUCCUGGUUCGCCUGGUUCGCAAACCUGCUUGGUCUCGCUUAUGUCAUCAUUACCUCUGUUCUCUUCUUGUUCCCCCCAGAGCUACCUGUCAACUCGAACAACAUGAACUACUGUGUAGUCGCAUUCGGUAUCUGGUUGCUGAUCUCAUUAUUGACAUGGAUCUUCGACGGCAGAAAGAACUACACUGGACCCAAGGUGGAUAUUGUAGACGAGCAUGUGCUUACAGCGUCGCCUUCGCCUGAAGUCGUAAGGACGAAUAACAAUGACCUUGAUUAUUCCGAGAAGGGCAAGGAGUCAGGUUUCUAGAUGCUAUUUAAUGUUCAGGCUGUUUGUUGCCAAAAUUCAACGAUUAUUUUGUUCUCUCUC